GUAGAAUCAUAGAGGCCGUUACUUAACUCACUCCCUGAAUCCUCUUCCCAACCCUAAAUUCCCAGGACGAUGGGGAUGAAAACCAAGCACUCGAAAGUCGAAAUUGCAACUGAAGACAUACCAGCUUCAGCAACUCCGAGUAGAGUAGAAGAGGCCACGGAGCCUGAGCUGCACCUUUCUUCGGCUACACUCCACGCCGGAGCCACCCGGCCCGCCCCCGAGUUACAAUGGCAUUGUCCCUUUGGAAAUUUACUCUCCUUGCCGUGCUCAGCCUUUUGGCUGUCGGGGUAGACUGUACCAUUUCGCCGGGUCCCGAUCCUGCCCAGCACCAAAGUGUUGCGUCGUUUCUCGACCCCAGGAUUACGUUAACAUACAAACGAACUCGGAUUUGCGAAACUACCCCGGGGGUCAAGUCUUACAGUGGUUACGUCAAUCUCCCUAGGAACACCAGCGAAGGACGGCUCUACGAUAUCCACACUUUCUUCUGGUUCUUCGAAGCUCGAAACGACGCAAAUAAUGCACCAUUGUCGCUAUGGCUCCAAGGAGGCCCCGGGGCUCCGUCUACUCCGAGUGCUGUCGGGGAAACUGGGCCGUGUUUCGUUGCCCACAACUCCCGAGACACGAUCCUGAACCCGUGGUCACUCAACAACGAGGUGAACCUUCUCUACAUCGACCAGCCUGUCCAAGCAGGAUACUCCUAUGAUAGACUGGUGAACGGAACGAUUGAUGAAACCGUAUUGCCAUACGUAGUCUCACCUCUACCUCCAGGCGCACCGGCACCCGAGCUGAACUCAACUUUCCUUUUCGGCACCUUCCCAUCGCAAGACCCGAUGUCAACACCGAACACGACUUCCACUGCCGCAAUCGCCGCAUGGCACUUUAUGCAGAUAUGGAUGAGACAGUUUCCGAAAUACAAGCCACAAGACAACAAGGUCAGCAUCUGGGCCCAGUCCUACGGUGGCCAUUACGGCCCGACAUUCGCCAAUUACUUUGCCGAACAGAGCAAGAGCACCGCGCUUAGAUCUAGUUCCAAAACAGUUAUUCCACUCCAGCUCGGUACGGUGGGCAUCAUCAACGGUUGCAUCGAGAUUCUUACACAGAUGCCCUCGUAUCCGCAGAUGGCAUACAACAACACGUACGGCAUCCAGGUGAUCACCGAGGCAGAGUACAACGAUGCCAUCGAUAGCUUUCCUGCAUGCCGCAACCGGGUCGAAGCUUGCCGAUCCCUCGCCGAAACCAAAGACCCGGCCGGAGUGGGCAAUGUAGAGGAGGUCAACACGGCGUGUAGUGACGCUUACUACUUUUGCUUCGCUACAAUGUGGGAAGGGGUAGAGAGCCGCGGUAGGAACGUCUACGACAUCACUGCCACUAUGCCGCAUUCGUUCCCACCCAAAUAUGCAGGUGGAUUCCUGAACUCCAAAAAAGUCCAGGACGAGUUGGGAGUCCCGCUCAAUAUGACCGGGAUCUCGACGGCGGUAUGGAGUGCAUUUAUGUCGACUGGUGAUUUCGUCUUGGGAAAGAACCUCGAGAUCCUUGGCAGGCUCUUGGACCAAGGGGUCAAAGUUGCCUUGGUGUACGGCGACCGCGAUUAUCAGUGCAACUGGUACGGGGGGGAACAGAUAAGCUUGGCAAUCCAGUCGAAGUUCAGCACGAAGUUCCACGAAGCGGGUUACGCGAAACUUCACACCAACAAAACAUAUGUUGGGGGAUACGUUCGACAGCAUGGAAACCUGUCGUUCACGCGUGUCCUUCAGGCUGGGCACGAAGCCCCUUGGUACCAACCCGAAACCACGUAUCAGAUUUUCAACAGAGUCAUGUUCGACAAAGACGUUGCAACGGGACAAAAGUCCACCGCGUCUGAGGGUUACUCAACUAGCGGCCCAGACAACGUGUUCGACGUCACAAACACGGUCCCUUCCCAUCCCGAGUCGGAAUGCUAUCUGUGGGACAUUUUCCAGACCUGCACGGACUUGCAAACCGACUUAUUGCGGAACGGUUCUGCGAUCCUCAAGGACUUCAUUAUGAUUGGGUACCAUGCGGCGGAUGGGGCCGUUCACUACUAUUAGGGCGGACAGAUGAGAUGAUAGCCCGUCGGCCGUAGUUGGUGUGCACGAGGCGUGGGGGGGUGCUCUUUCGGAAUACGUAACAAUGAACCGGCCAUGUGAUAAGAUACAAGCAGGGUUGAACUAAUAUAACAUGGAGUGAGUCCGAGUGACGGUCAAAUCGCAUCAAUGUCAGUGCCUAACACCGUAAUACCUCGCAUGUCUAACUUUACCCUACUUGUUCU
Molecule: messenger RNA, 2287 nt
Organism: Chaetomium fimeti
Lineage: Eukaryota; Fungi; Ascomycota; Sordariomycetes; Sordariales; Chaetomiaceae
Product: Alpha/Beta hydrolase protein
Exons: 7
Coding region: 228-2066 (612 amino acids)
Biological process (GO): proteolysis
Cellular component (GO): fungal-type vacuole
Molecular function (GO): serine-type carboxypeptidase activity
Source: RefSeq, a predicted model, not a curated record